UCCUCUUCCUCUGCAUCUUCCCCAAUUCUCUCCAUCAUUUCAAUCAUAAUAUUUCAAAUAAACACAAAUAAAUAAAUUAACAACCCCUCUAUUUCCCCAAUCUCCACAAUCGUUCUUCAAUACUUAAUUUUUCCGGUUAAUUCCUCACGUCAAAAACUGAAAUGUGGUCAUACCGACGAAAAAACGACAACGACAACAACAACGACAACAACGAUUACAGCCCAAAAUCACGUAGACCACCUUCCAGCCCCAAUUUCAAACGCCGAACCUUCAAAGACAUCGAAACCUUAACUCAUGACAACGACAUGAUCGAACAACAACAACAACAACAAACCUCUUCCUCCACACAAAACACCUCCACCAAUGCCACCACCACCCGACCCACCGUCUUCCACCGCGUCCACCUCGCCAACCGCUUCACCCGCGCUUUUGCCGCCAAACCCAAACCCGAACCCGGUUCAGUCAAACCAAAAAAACUAGAAAAACUCGUACCCGGGUCGGAUAAACGGGUAGUAGUCUACCUAACAAGUCUGAGAGCCGUGAGAUCAACGUUCGAAGCAUGCCGGACCGUCCGAUCAAUCCUGCACGGGUUCCGGGUGCCAAUCGACGAGCGAGAUCUGUUAAUGGACUCGUCGUUUUUCGACGAAAUACGGAAGAUUAUGGCGCAAAUUGGGCAGGGUAGGAGUGACGAUAAAAGGGUGUCAUUGCCGAAAGUUUUUAUUGGCGGGAGAUAUAUUGGUGGGGCUGAUGAGAUUGUGGAGCUGCAUGAGAUCGGAGAGUUGAAGAAGUUUAUGUCCGGUUUACCGGCGGUGGCUCCCGGUGUAUGUGAGAUUUGUGGUGGGUUCCGGUUUACUUUGUGUGAAGAAUGUAAUGGGAGCCAUAAGUGUCCGUUGGAAGAUGGUGGGUUUACGACUUGUGUUGAGUGUAAUGAAAAUGGUCUCAUUAGGUGCACAUCUUGUUUGAGCUGAUAAUAAAAGUUUAAAAUUGAGCCACACGUUAUUAUCGAUUAUCAGAGUGGGUCUUUGAGCGGUGAGUUUUGUUUGAAAUGGUGGCAGGCCGGAUAACGAACGUUGUCUGCUUUCGCAAGCGUUGAUGGCCUGGGUAAUCGAGCUUUUGUUGUAAAAGAAUUUAUUUAGAGGAGGUAUUGGGUAUUUAUGUAUUUAUCACAAGUUUUGAUAUAUAUAUUUUUUGUUAUA
Molecule: messenger RNA, 1196 nt
Organism: Helianthus annuus (common sunflower)
Lineage: Eukaryota; Viridiplantae; Streptophyta; Magnoliopsida; Asterales; Asteraceae
Exons: 1
Coding region: 162-968 (268 amino acids)
Source: RefSeq, a predicted model, not a curated record